Molecule: messenger RNA, 2976 nt
Organism: Neoarius graeffei (lesser salmon catfish)
Lineage: Eukaryota; Metazoa; Chordata; Actinopteri; Siluriformes; Ariidae
Product: interleukin-17 receptor A
Exons: 11
Coding region: 11-1885 (624 amino acids)
Molecular function (GO): interleukin-17 receptor activity
Source: RefSeq, a predicted model, not a curated record
CAGCUUCAGGAUGGUUCAUUCCGCUUGUCCUGUGUUGUGUUACAUUUUGACGAAGAUGAUUUUCAUCUUUUUGUUGCUCUCAGGUGUGAUUGUUCAGAUUUCUGCUCUUAGGUUGAUAGAGCAGCCUCCACUGCAGUGCUCUCAGGAAGGCUUAUCCUGCAGUGUCCAAGUAAGCAGGCCGAACUGUUCAGUUAAAGAUUGGACGAAGCCGAGGUCCGAGGCUCCAAGUCCAUACCCCCAUGUAGAAUCCAGGGUGAAAUCCAAGGAAGAUGAGAGGAAUGAAACAGUUCCUGUGUUGUCUCUCACACUAACACAGUUUUCUGAUGCAAACAUAUACAGACUGCAGGGGAUGAAGAUACAUGUGCAUGAAAUGACCACAAACAACAGUCUGUGUGUUUGCUAUAUCUUCAAGAACAACUUUUCCUGGAUCCAGCGGCCAGACUUUGAGCCAUGGUCUUUUGCGCUUGAUCAGAUUGUCCUUGAUCCAGGAAUGGCAUAUCAGGUUUCUGUGUCUAAUUUACCAAAGCCAGAUGUUGGGGGAAAUGCAAAAUUGAUAAAUAUAACAGUUCCAGGUUGUGAACAUCGUAAACUCCGAAGUCUCCGUGUGUGCUUGGAGAACGGCAGCCUUUGGGAUCACAACAUGACAUGGUCCGUGAGAGACAACUGGGGAAAUGGACUUAUGAUUGAAGUGAUAUUUAAUACAGCACCCUUCUCUGACAUGUACAAAGUAUACAUUCAGUCUGCUGACCUCCACACGGAGCUCUCACACAAAGUCUCAAAGGACAAUCAUACUUCAAUCAGCGUCAAUUUCUCUCUGAACCCUUGGCAGUCAGAACAUUGUGAGGUCUUCUUUGGGAUCAAACCAUUCUUUAUACGAUGCAUGGAAAAGUGUUCACAUCACCAACAAAAGGUUAAUCUUUGCUCCUAUUAUACCAUUCGAUCAACCAAGAGACAACACAUGGUUUGGAUGCUUUUUGGCCAAGCUGGACUGCUUUUCUUUGCUUUCACAGCAUUUUUACUGCAUAACAGAAUUAGAACCAUUCAUACAGAUCUGUCUUCCUCUUCUCAUAACACCACGGACAAGGGCAACCUGGAAACGGUUCCAGUCCAAGAGCGCAGUAAAGUCUUGAUCAUCUACUCUCAGGACCACCCCAUGUACACAGAGAUUGUCCUGAAGCUGUGUGCGUUCCUCAUGGCUGAAUGUGGAAUUGAAGUCACACUUGACCUGCUGGACUCUACAUGCCUCAGCACUAUAGGCAGCAUCCAGUGGCUGGACAUGCAGAGGAAGAUACUUGCCAAUACUUCUGAUAAAAUACUCAUCUUGUGUUCUCCAGGGGUCUGUGCCAAGUGGAAUGCCAUGUGUGGAGGGCGCAGGGUGGUGACCCGGGAGGAUGUCUGUUCACCCAUGGGGGAUAUGCUAACUCCGGCUCUCAGCCUCAUCAUACCGGAAUUUGUGCGCGCGCCAUCUUUUGGGAAGUACGCCAUAGCUUACUUUGAUGAUGUGUGCAGUGAGAAGGAUGUACCUGCUGUGUUUCACGUGGCUGUAAAGUACCAGCUAAUGAAACAAUUUGAAGAGCUCUUCUUCAGACUCCUGAACAAGGAGAAAUAUGAACCUGGAAGGAUUAAACACAUUGAUGGCAUUGGAGAAGAUGGCUACUACAGUUGCCCAGCCUUAAAAGACGCCAUUAAGGCAUUUCAGGCAUACCAACUAAAGAACCCAAACUGGUUUGAAAUGGAGCUCGUCGAUACACAUGAAGAAUUUGAGGGGAAUGACCUUGAGCAGGAGGAUGGUACAGAAAACAGCGGUUAUUGCGUUCUUCAUAACAAACUGCUGAUCAAUGAGAUCUCAGUUCCUGUACUCACUAACAUUGUCAAAGGUCAAUAACAUGAAACAAAGCAGUUUUUAUUAUCUGAAACUACACUCAGCUUGAGUAGAGUCAGAUCGAUCACACAUGAAAGAAAGAGAAAAGCGGAAGAAAAAAACAACAGUGCUGUGACACCCUUCUUCAUUAGCAGGAAAUGAAUCAUUUUAAAGGUUAUUGAUGGAUAAAUUGAUAGAUGUACUUACUUUAUUGAUACCUGAGUAGGACUUUGGAGGAAUUUAUGUAAAUUGUGGCAUAUAAUCAGUAAUGGAACAAAUGAUCAGAUGCAUGUAACAUUUUCUUGGAUGAUUAUUGAUAAUAUUUUCAGUAGUAAGAAAUCAUACUGAGAAAAAUAUAUUCAAGGUAAUCUCAUCUCAUCUCAUUAUCUCUAGCCGCUUUAUGUGAUUUAAUUAAAAUUAUAGAAAUCGAUAGACUUUGGAAUAUUUAGGCAUAAUGUGAUUUUGAUGCAAGCACUGAGUUGACAUCAGCAAAAAUUGGGUAUUUAUCAUCAUAUAUACUUGCUAACGUCAUUAUAACACACAUUGUACCUGAGCCUACUAUUGUCUUAAUGAAAUUAAUUUUUUUAUACAGAAAAAAAUACCAUAAAGCACCGUGAACACUAUUAAAUGAAAAAGUCAGUAUUUGGCAUGACAACCUGUUGAUUAAAACAUAGUAGUCUCAGGUACAAUUUGUGCAAUUUUUUAGGAAACGAGCUGUUAAGUUUAAAAUGGAAAUGUUUACAUAUAAAUAAACUUCAUUGUAUUUUUGUAAGAUAAAUGUAUUAUAUUUAUCCUUUUUUAUAUUUGCAAAUGUCAGCGAUUUUAUCUUGAGAGUUUAACUGAAAAAAAGCUGAUUUUAUCUUUCAUGUUUUUCACUACAUAUUUUUAAGCAUGUGGGCGGCACGGUGGUGUAGUGGUUAGCGCUGUCGCCUCACAGCAAGAAGGUCCUGGGUUCGAGCCCCGGGGCCGGCGAGGGCCUUUCUGUGUGGAGUUGGCAUGUUCUCCCCGUGUCCGCGUGGGUUUCCUCUGGGUGCUCCGGUUUCCCCCACAGUCCAAAGACAUGCAGGUUAGGUUAACUGGUGACUCUAAAUUGACCGUAGGUGUGAAUGUGAGUG